Molecule: messenger RNA, 732 nt
Organism: Acytostelium subglobosum LB1
Lineage: Eukaryota; Evosea; Eumycetozoa; Acytosteliales; Acytosteliaceae
Exons: 1
Coding region: 1-732 (243 amino acids)
Source: RefSeq, a predicted model, not a curated record
AUGAUAUCGCUAGGUAUCGAUAAAGAGGGCGAAGAGCCACAAUUCAAACGAUACUAUGGCCUGACGAUGAAGCACAUUCAGUCCGAUGAUAUGCUCAAUGGCAUUUUAAAGAGGAAACAUGGCGGAUCAAUGGCUCGCAUGCUUGCCUACCUGUUCCCAGACUAUCAAUGGCUGCCCUGGCUGUUCAAACAUGCACCCAAAGGCCUCUACGACGACCCUCAGACCGUGCGCGAAAUGCUCCGUUGGUAUGCCAACGAACAGCUCCUGCGACCGCACGACUUCUUCUCGUUCUCGCCAUUCCACUUUGCUCGUAUGGGUCUGAACAUUGACUUUAUCCAGUACCGCCGCCAUCUAAUAGAGACAUUCCCCGAGGUGGAAUGGUGCCCAUGGAUGUUCUACAAGAAGCCGUCGUGGAUUUGGCACUCGGCCUCCAUGCGCCAAUACUUUGCCGAGUGGACGUUGCGCACCUUUGACAUUACAAAGAGCGAGUUUUGUUUCUUGGAUCUGCAACGCAACAACGUCUUCUACUCGACCACUCUGUAUAGCCAGCUGGGGCCUACGCACUAUGAUGUAGCGCGUGCGAUCUACCCCGACGAGAAAUGGAACGAAGCAGAAUUCGAUAUCAAAGCCAUCAAGAUCAGUGGCGUCAUUGAUCUUGUCGAGUUUGAGAUGAAUGCUGAUCCGUCAAAGAACUCUGGUGAUUACUUUAGCGACGUCAAUAUACCAGAGUAG